AGCGGCGGCGCUCCCGAGACCGCCUUCUUGCCAUUGCGCAGGCGCCUCCCUCCUUAACGGCUUCUUGUUGUUUUUUCCCCCCCUCGCGCUUUCUCUCGCCUCACUUCUUCUUCUUCUUUUUUUUUACAAGUGCGCAGGCGCCAAAAGGGGGUGUGGCGAGGGGAGGCGGAAGGGAGAUUCCUGAUUGGACGAGCCGUUCGGCCGCGGGGCUUCCCUGCGGUGUCGGAGCGCGCGGGGCGACCGUUGCCGUCCUUCCCCGUCCCCUUCCCCCACCAGCUGGAUCGGACAUGUGUCAUUUGUACCCAGAGAUGUUGGGGUCCUGAUUUCAAUCAAUGGAUUUGCAAGCUUUUCUUUAAAAAAAAAAUCAGUUUGCUUUUUGCCUUCUUUUCCAAAAUACAUCUGAUAUGAGCAAGUAUUCAUUUUGCACUUUGUAGUAAACGUCAGGAUUUGCACAACAGCACAGUCACUGGGAAAACGUCAUCAGUGAUUUUUUUCUUUUUCUUGCCAUUUUUGAUUUACAAGUCAACAUGCGACAUGCUGUAGAAGACAUCAAAUUUCAAAUGACUUUCAACAUAAAACUGCAAGUGAACAUUUUAAAGUAAUUUUGCUACAAAUAGCACUUGCCAGAUUGCAUCACCUUGCGAAUUCUAUUGCAGACUGAUCUGUUAGAUGCUAAUAAAUAUCUGAAAAUGUUUUUUACCUCUUCUUUUAUUCCUACAAGAGAUCUUCAGCUAGUGAACCCAUCCCCCAGUUCGCUGUUGUUGCUUUGGGUACUUUAGGAAAUGAUCUCAUACGAAUUAUUUGAGAAAACUUAAACAUAGAACAGCGACAAUGUAACUGUAUAGAAAAACAUGAAUUGUAUUUAUUACAUAAAGCAAUAUUUUUUCCAUAAUCACAUAUCCCAAAGAAAAACAUGGCUGGAGCAUCUCAAAUCUAUAUUUUCUUUGGUGCACCUAUCCUUUCAACUUCACCAAGGGCAGCUAAUAAAGAGAACUUUUCAUCCACCGCUGCUGAGCCAUGGAAAAAGCUCCAUCUUUCAUUUACAAAAGACACCUUUGACCUCUGCACUAGGAAAUGCAAAGGUCCAAAGUGUACAGAGUAUUGUACAACCAAUGAUGCAACAUUGGCUUCCUACACCAAAAGUUGUUUCACAGCAAACUUUGAAAAGAAAUGUGGGUUGGUUGAUGGUGUUUUGAUGGACCAUGUGAACGAUGGUAUGAACGAUAAAACUAAGGAGACCAUUGUGUCAUCUGGCAGGGCUUCUCAUGUCCAUGGAAAUAUAAAUGCAGAUGACCAUGCAAAGCAUCUUAGGUACCAGCAGUUUCCCAGUGGUGGAAGAACACAUGAACUAUUGGAAAAAACUGAAGGAGAUACCAUGAUACAUAACCACCUUGAUAUUUCUCCUUUUGUUUCCAGUCCCCAAAAGAUUAGCAGAGGUGUGACAUCUGUUUGGCAAGAUGACGAGCUAUCACACUUCCAGUGUGAUCAUGUCAAGCUGCAGGAAAUAUGUUGCCCUGACAUAACAAAUGAAUCUAAGAAACUUCUGAAUCCAGAUCCAAAGCUUGCCUUAUCAACAGACACUGAAUUCCUUAGUAUUCUGACCUCAAGUCAAAUUGCUGUCCUUUCAAGAAGGCCUGUUGUAGGACAAAAUGAAAUGGAAAAUGAAUCUACAGAGGUUAAGAGGAUGGAAUUGGGCGGAUCUUGUAAGGAGAGUGGAGAAGCUGUAGCCACAUCAGGUCAGGUAAAUGAGAAAGCUGGCGCCUGUUCUAAUGUGGCCGAGAGAAAUCUCCAUCACGAUGACGAAAGUUCUCCUGAACUCUUCAGUUUGGACAGCACUUCAAAAGAUAGCAAGCUAACAUAUUUGUCAAGAGAGGAUAGCUUUCAGAAAAACGCUAGUGUAUCCACUGGCCUUUUGCAUUCCAACAGCAGUAAUAAUGAGAUACACAUUCAGCCAUGGAAGAGUGGGAUACUGUGUUCUCAAGGAGGCAUCUCCUCAAAAGGAUCCUCUAAAAGAUCUCUAGCAUCUGAAGACAUCCUUCCUGCUACUAAUGUUACAAUUGCAGGCCAGCAGGUAUCAAAGAAAACUAAGCUGGUUGACUCUUUGGUUUGCUCUGCUUUACAAACGGAGCCACUGAAAAUGCCAUCGUUGAAGAAACUUCAGAAGCAUCCAUCGUUGCUUAAAGACUGCACCUGCAAAGACCAGAAGUAUAAUGUCUUGGUCACAGUGCUACAUCCUUGCCAGAUCAAAGAAAUACAACUGAAGUCAGGAACUAAAUUGUCCCCUAAAGUCCCCUUAGCCACUAUCGUGGUGUUCGAUCAGUCAGAAAUCCAACGGAAGGUGGUACUGUGGAGAGCAGCUGCAUUCUGGUCACUUACGGUGUUUCCUGGAGAUAUCGUUCUACUCACAGAUGUUGGCAUGUAUGAAAAUCGUUGGGCUGGAGAGAUAUUACUGCAGUCAACAUAUACUAGUCAGUUAUUGAACCUUGGGAGCUGCUUAGCUAUUCAGCCAAAUGAAUUUUCCCACAUAGUGGACAUUAAUAUUCUCCGGGAGUUGCUGGUGUACGUGUCUUCCAAGCAUGCCUGCUUCCAAGCUCUCCCCCAAAGGGAGCCACAGACACUCAGCAGCGUCCAAAACGUUCUCCUAGAUCAACUCCAAGCCGAUACCUUGGUGCACUCCAUCGUGAAAAUUGUUAACAUCACUGUGCUAACAGAAUCUACAUACAGUUACAGAGGAGAGAAACAAACAAAAAUUAUUCUAACAGUGGAGCAGGUCAAAGAUCAGCACUACGUGUUAGUGUUGUGGGGAGCUGCGGCAGUCUGCUGUCCUCGGCUUCAAAGGAAAAAAGAUCACAUAUGGCAGUUUAAGUACCUCUUUACAAAACACAACCCUGUCUCUGGUGAGCUUGAAUUGCACACGACCCCGUGGUCAUCCUUUGAGUGUCUCUUUGACGACGACAAAAGAGCUGCUGAGUUCAAAGAGAAGUUUGACAAGGGUGUCAAGUCCCUGGCGAGAGCGACAGACCUUCCUGCGCACCUAGAGGAGAAACGUUCUGGCAUAAUCCAAGUGAGAGCCCACAUCUCAGAGCUGAAAUUCGCCGUUGCUUCCUCUCCACGUGGACAGCUUGUUUUCAAUGCUUGCACUUCUCUCCAGCACAUAUUUGAGUCUCUUUCUCGGAUCACCUACACAGGUUGCGCAAAAUGUGGGCUUGAACUGCAGUUGGAUGGCAACAAGAUCUACAAACAGUGCUUCAGCUGCUUGCCCUUGAACAAAGUGAAAAUAUUCUACAGACCCGCGUUGAUGACGGUAGAGGAUGGGGGAUAUGACGUCCCUGUGCGUGUGGUGCCAGACCUGAUGGAGAAAAUAUUCCUCAAUAUUCCCGCAGACUGGCUGAACAAGACCAUAGAGCCUUUCUUGGACACCACCUACGGCAUGAUUGUAGCAGACCUGUGCCAUUCUCUGGUCACAGACACUAAAGCAUCCUAUCUUUUGGAAAUUAGGAGCCAUUUUGUUCUGGAUGAAAACAGCUGUCCUUUGGAGAAGAACUUCCACCUGCUGCGUUUGCAUAUUGAUCUCUGAUUUCUUAACAACACUGAUCAGCCGGCUCCCCCCAAACAGCGAAAGAAAAGCCUGAGAAAAUAUUUUGAAAUGAAUUAAUGAAAUUGAAAUUUUGUUUUCCUAGUUAAGUGCAUCAAAUCUUCCAGAUUUUCAGUUUUUAUUUGUAAUUAUUUAUGAAUCAUAAUUAUUUCUAUGCAAGAUCUUCCCAUCAAAUAUUAAUAAAAUGAAUUUUUAUGACCAGAAAA
Molecule: messenger RNA, 3801 nt
Organism: Heteronotia binoei (common prickly gecko)
Lineage: Eukaryota; Metazoa; Chordata; Lepidosauria; Squamata; Gekkonidae
Gene: SHLD2
Product: shieldin complex subunit 2
Exons: 9
Coding region: 914-3577 (887 amino acids)
Biological process (GO): regulation of double-strand break repair via homologous recombination
Cellular component (GO): nucleus; site of double-strand break
Source: RefSeq, a predicted model, not a curated record